Molecule: messenger RNA, 1064 nt
Organism: Aspergillus ruber CBS 135680
Lineage: Eukaryota; Fungi; Ascomycota; Eurotiomycetes; Eurotiales; Aspergillaceae
Product: bZIP transcription factor
Exons: 2
Coding region: 81-962 (293 amino acids)
Source: RefSeq, a predicted model, not a curated record
CAAUCGACCCCAGACUCAUUUCCCACAAGCAUUCAUUGCAAUUUGACCCUGCUGUCAGCUGGGCAGUUAUUAUUACCACAAUGAUUGCUCAAAGAGGAAAUACAGACGCGCAGGUACAGUCCGGGCAUGUUAAUCCGCGAGAUCAGAUGCGGGUUCCCGAGGAUGAUUGGAGAGGGAUUAUAGAUCAGAAAAAGAGAAGAAAGUUACAGAAUCGGUUGAACCAGAGGGCGUACCGCUUAAGGAGAAAAGGAAUCAGCCCUCCGGGAGAAAACAACUCCACCAACCUCUCCCAAGUAAUCACAUUCAACGGAAAUGAAGAAGAAGAACAAGAAGAACAAGAAGCAGACAUCAUGAAAUGCUCCCACGCCCCACCAAACGCCCUAACCUUCCAACGCUGGUUCGAAGCCACUGUGCACCACAGCUACCUCCACGGCAAUCCACAAGUGGAACAUCUGAUCAGCCUUAGCCGACUGAACGUUCACCGCGCUAUUAACGAGAAUAUAAAAUUACUCGGGAUGGACUCUGAUUGGAUGAAGAGUGAUGAUUCUGUUUCCAUUUUUAAUCUCGUUCAGCCUAUGGCUAGGGACAGGGCUGGGGAAGUGUGUAUUCCGUCGAGCUUACGGCCAACGACUAUACAACGAACUGUCCCGCAUCAUCCGUGGCUGGAUUUCUUUCCGUUUCCGCGGAUGCGUGAUAUUUUGAUUCUUGCCUGCGCUGCUAAUAGUGGUUUUGAUGAUGAUGAACUGUGUCAUGAUCUUAUGGCGUUUUGGGAUACGAGGAAUACAAAUGCGACAUUACUGGUGUGGGGGCCACCGUGGGAUCCAGGGAACUGGGAGGUGACGGAAACGUUUUUGAGAAAGUGGGGAUGGUUGCUCAAGGGAUCUCGAGAGUUAUUUGUUUCGACAGGGACCUGGAGGAGGAAAAGAGGGGAGAAGACUUUGAAUUGGGGGAGUUAUGCAUAGAGUGCAGAUAAUGUAAAUUAAAACGCAUGAUUAAUCACGACUUUUGAGCUUACCUUACUAACGGAAAUACAUCAGCUUUCAAACUGAAUCAUAACUUUCGUC